UCUUUCAGACAUCAGUGAAGAAUAUCUUUGUCCUGAGCAUCAGCAGCAGCCACAGCCUCCUCACAUUAAGGAAGAAGAGGAGGAGGAAGGGCCCCUCUGCAUUGACAACAACGUGGACAAUGAUAUCACCCAGUUUCCAUUGACUGGUGUUCCUUUGAAGAGUGAAGAUGAUGACUACAAAGGUCAAAGUGAGGAAAAAGUAGUGGCUGAGCUUCCAAGCAGCAGCUCAAGUCAACACAUGACAACAGUAGAUGAUGGAGACACCCUUGGAGAAUCACAAGCACAUGCCCUCUUAGCUCCACUAUCGGAUCAUGACAUUACAUAUGAUGAUGAUGAUGAUUGUGAUGAUCAACACUCAAAAGGUGAUCUGACAGGUCACAGUGACUCCGAAAACGUGAAAUGCUCUCAGUGUCACAAAACGUUUUUCAACAAGUCAUCGUUGAAAAGACAUAUAAGAACACACACUGGAGAGAAACCUUUUUCCUGCUCAGUGUGUGGUCUUAAGGUAACUCAAAGGAGUAGUUUGACAGACCACAUGAGAAAGCACACUGGAGAGAAACCUUUUGCCUGCCCACUCUGCAAAUUAAGUUUCGGGAGUCGUUGCUAUUUAAGAACACACAUACGAUUGCACUCUGGGGAGAAACCUUUUUCUUGUGCGGUUUGUGGUAAAGGAUUCUCUCUGAAGGGAGAUUUAAGAACACACACAAGAACACACACCGGGGAGAGACCUUUUGUCUGCUCAAUUUGUGGCAAAAGGUUCACCCGGAAGGGACAUUUGAACACACACACAAGAACACACACCAGGGAGAGACCUUUUUCCUGCUCAGUUUGUGGUCAAAGAUUCUCAGAAAAGGGAAGCAUGAUAAAACACACAAGAACACAUACUGGAGAGAAACCUUUCGCCUGUUCAGUUUGCGAUCAAAGAUUCUCUGACAAGGGAAACUUGAGGACACACACUAGAACACACACCGGAGAAAAACCUUUCUCAUGCUCAGUAUGUGGUAAAAGAUUCUCUGAAAAGAGAAACUUAAAAACACACACACAAACACACAUGAGGAAGAAACUUUUUACCAGUUCAGUCUGCCAUAUUGGUUCAAAAGUGGAAGACCUUCAUCAUGAGAAGCAGUAACAGCAGUCAUCCCAUAUUAAAGAG
Messenger RNA from Hippocampus comes (tiger tail seahorse), 1153 nucleotides. RefSeq names its product oocyte zinc finger protein XlCOF19-like. The transcript has a single exon. The record is from RefSeq and is a predicted model, not a curated record. Gene Ontology annotation, biological process: regulation of transcription by RNA polymerase II. Bases 239 to 1129 code for a protein of 296 amino acids. Gene Ontology annotation, molecular function: DNA-binding transcription factor activity, RNA polymerase II-specific; RNA polymerase II cis-regulatory region sequence-specific DNA binding. Lineage: Eukaryota; Metazoa; Chordata; Actinopteri; Syngnathiformes; Syngnathidae.